Molecule: messenger RNA, 1537 nt
Organism: Arabidopsis thaliana (thale cress)
Lineage: Eukaryota; Viridiplantae; Streptophyta; Magnoliopsida; Brassicales; Brassicaceae
Product: 2-oxoglutarate (2OG) and Fe(II)-dependent oxygenase superfamily protein
Exons: 13
Coding region: 139-1116 (325 amino acids)
Source: RefSeq, marked reviewed
ACUAAAAUAAAUAAAAAUAGUCAAUUGCUUCCAGUUCUAAGAACUCCGGUCUGCCGCCGAUUUCGUUUCUCUUUCACCGGUUCUCGCCUACCGACGUCUUCCUUCCAUUCUUUCUCUCAUCUGAUAACCAACCUCCACAUGUCUCUCUCGUCGGACUCCACCGUUCCUACUGUUUCCACGGUCACCAUAUCCUACUCAGAGCUCAAGGAGAGCAACAUAGAUUUGUCUGCAAGGAUUGAAGAAGGAUUUGGACCUAAUGGACUUGGAAUCCUCUCUGUUAAAGAUGUUCCUGGAUAUUCUGCUUUAAGACAGAAUCUACUUCAGCUUGCACCUAGGUUAGCUGGUCUUCCUGAAGAGGUGAAGAGGGAGCUUGAAGAUCCUCAUAGUAGGUAUAAUUUUGGUUGGAGUCAUGGCAAGGAGAAACUUGAAUCCGGGAAGCUUGACAUGCUGAAGGGUUCUUACUAUGCUAAUCCUCUACAAGAUGUACCUACGAGUAAUUCAUAUGAAAUACAGCGGUAUCCAUCGUAUUGUGGAUCAAAUAUAUGGCCAAGGAAUUCUUUACCGGAACUUGAAGGAGCUUUCAAAGCUCUUGGUAAACUGAUGUUCGAAGUUGGGCUAAUGGUAGCUUACCACUGUGAUCAAUAUGUGUCAAAGGGUAUAAAACAACAUGAAAAGCAAAAUCUUGAAAAGAUACUACUUGGCUCUCGGUGUCACAAAGGACGGCUGCUUUAUUAUUUCCCUGCACAAGAGAGCUCUACGCAUGACAACGAUUCCAUCUCAUCUUGGUGUGGAUGGCAUACAGACCAUGGUUCACUCACAGGUCUUACUCGAGCAAUAUUUUCUAGAGAUUCAGUUGAAGUACCUUGCCCAGAUCCUGCUUCUGGCUUAUACAUACAAACACGAUCAGGUCAGAUCGUUAAGGUUGUGUAUGGGGAAGAUGAAAUAGCAUACCAAAUAGGCGAGACAACAUCAAUUCUGUCUAGUGGUUAUCUUUGUGCUACACCUCAUUGUGUUCGGGCGCCACAAGGAGAAGAGGCGCGUGGUCUAGAGCGAUCGACAUUCGCGUUGUUCAUGCAACCUGACUGGUAUUAUUCUGAAACUAAGAUAAGUAGAUAACUUUUGAAAUGAUGAUAACAUUGAUAAAUUUGUGACGAUUUUUUCGUUAUACAAAAGUUAAUAGCAACGAAAAAUGUGAAUGUGGUUGUUUUAGGGACCAGAAGCUUACAUUCCCAAAAGAAGUUACAAUACAUGAAGAGUUAUGUCUCUCUGAUGAAGUCUUGACGUUUGGAGAAUAUACAGAGAAACUGCUCAACAAAUACUAUGAUACAAAACCUUAGUAGCCUUUUAAGUUAUAUGUGUAAAUGACGAUUCCAUUGGUGUAAGAAAAAUCUCACCAAAUUAGUACGUUAGAAGUGAAAUUUGGUUUCAGUUUAAACCAUAUAGAAAUUACAGAAGUACAAUUAUUGGUUUGGAUUCUGUUCCAUGUACAUUACAAUGAAUUUGGUUCAAUGUUAUGGGAGAACAUACAAAUACUACA